AUGGCGAAUGGUGAUAGCAAAAACGCUGCCAGGCUCGAAAUGUCCACAGAAAGACCACCGAACCCAGAUGAAGUUGCUAGGUACAUCAAAACACAUCCAGAACUGGAAAGACCGCUUUGGUUCCCGAAUCAUCAAGGAAAGUUCAUUGCAUUUACUUGGCUGACUUGCGCAUUCAUGACAUGCUAUUUUGUCUUCUGGCAUGAAUUUCCACAGGAAGAGCACUGUUUUAGUUCAAUAAGAAGAUAUGCUCAAGGUUGGCGAAGAAGGUUGUUCACAGUUGACGAGACUGAAGAUGAGCAAGUGCAAAAGCAUAUAGAAAACCUAAAGCAGAGAAUUGAUGCAAAAAAAGCACAAGUAAAUGAAGAGCAAAGCAAGACUGUUGAGUCCUGAGAGUGUGAAUUAAUGCUCAUAGGCAUUAUUGAGAAUGGUUUAUGAAUUAUUCCUGGCUUGUUGAAUUCAGUCUAACUUUAAGGUAUCAGCAACUGUUGGUUGUUCAGGCAAAAGAUAUUCCUUGUCACAUAGCUUCAAGGCCAAAGCUUCUU
Molecule: messenger RNA, 542 nt
Organism: Rhopilema esculentum
Lineage: Eukaryota; Metazoa; Cnidaria; Scyphozoa; Rhizostomeae; Rhizostomatidae
Source: RefSeq, a predicted model, not a curated record